Molecule: messenger RNA, 426 nt
Organism: Pleurotus ostreatus (oyster mushroom)
Lineage: Eukaryota; Fungi; Basidiomycota; Agaricomycetes; Agaricales; Pleurotaceae
Product: Serine/threonine-protein phosphatase pp1
Exons: 3
Coding region: 1-426 (141 amino acids)
Cellular component (GO): nucleus; cytoplasm
Molecular function (GO): protein serine/threonine phosphatase activity
Source: RefSeq, a predicted model, not a curated record
AUGUUGAACGCCUCCUGCGUGAAGACCUCAGUGCUGGCAGGACCUCCCAAAUUAGCUUCGAGCAACGAUUGGAAAGUUCGGAACAACUCGUCGCACAGACAACAGUCCCGAGAGCUUGUCUCUGAUUGGUUCUACGUUCGGUGCUUCUUGAGUGCUUCUUUGAAGAAGAUCCGACAGGCGCUCACGCGAGGUGAAUCGAUGCACGCACAGCCAAUAGGAGGGCCUCAAGCGGAGGUCGUCGAAGACGGCUACGAAUUCUUCGCGAAGCGCCAUCUCGUCACUCUGUUCUCGGCCCCUAAUUAUUGCGGAGAGUUCGAUAAUGCAGGUGCUAUGGUAAGCGUAGACGAGACUCUACUGUGCUCCUUCCAGAUAUUGAAACCGGCCGGAAGAAAGCCAAAUACGCCAAAUACCCUUACGGCGGUAUGA